AUGAAGAAAGAUGCUCCUUUCCACUGGGACCAAUCAUGUCGAAAUGCCUUUGAAAGCAUCAAGAGAUACUUGGUGAAUUCGCCUAUAUUAGGGGCACCAACUCUUGGAAAGCUAUUGAUACUGUACAUUGCAUCGCAAGAGCGAUCACUUGGGGCACUUCUUGCUCAAGAGAAUGAAGCUAAGAAGGAACAAGCAUUGUACUAUCUGAGUCGGACCUUGAUAGGAGCUGGGUUGAAUUAUACUCCCAUUGAAAAGAUGUGUUUAGCAUUGCUUUAUGCGAUAAGAAAAUUGAGGCAUUAUUUUGAAGCGUACACUAUCAAGCUAAUUUCUCAGGCUGAUCCUGUAAAGUUCGUAAUGACUCGACCAGUUCUCUCUGGACGUCUAGCAAGAUGGUCUAUAUUGUUUAAUCAAUAUGAGAUCAUUUACACACCUCAAAAGGCUGUGAAGGGGCAAGCACUUGCUAAUUUCCUUGUUGAUCACCCUCUUUCGGGAAAAUGGAAAACUUCAGCUGAGUUCCCUAAUGAAGAUGCAUUUCUUACGGAAGAGCUGCCAUCAUGGACAAUGUUCUUUGAUGGAUCUGCACAUCGAGAUGGUGAAACCUGUUCCAACAAUGCCGCAGAGUACCAAGCUUUGAUUGUGGGCCUUGAAAUGGCAUUAGAUAUGAAGAUUCCUCAAUUGGAUGUCUACGGUGACUCUCAAUUGAUCAUUAAUCAACUAUCGGGGAGUUGCAAGGUAAAGAAGGAAGAUCUUUUGUCAUAUCACCAAUAUGCUACUUUCUUACUUGAAAGGUUUGAUCAAGUGUUCUUAAAUCACGUCCCAAGAGAAGAAAAUCGCAUGGCAGAUGCUUUGGCUAACUUGGCUACAACAAUGUCACUCGGAGAAAAUGAGACAACAAAGGUGCGUGUAUGUCAUCGAUGGGUUAUUCCUGGUCGGCUUGAUCUUCAAAUUGAUGAAAGCCAUCAUAUAUCAGUUCGAGUGGUUGAAGAAGAAGAUUGGAGAAAACCACUGGUUGAGUAUCUUGAACACGGAAGACUGCCUGAGGAUCCACGAAUAAGAGCAGACAUUAAGAGAAGAGCACCACGAUUCAUCUUUCACGAUGGGAUACUAUUUCGUCGUUCUUAUAAGGGACUAUUCUUGUGGUGUCUUGACAAAGAAAAAGCUCAACAAAUAAUGGACGAGGCACAUUCUAGCACAUGUGGAGCACACCAAUCAGGGCCUAAACUUCAUUUCCGCAUCAAGAGGAUGGGCUACUAUUGGCCAACAAUGGUGAUGAACUGCUUAGGGCAUGCAAAAAAGUGUCAAGCGUGUCAAUUCCAUGCUAAUUACAUCCAUCAAUCUCAAGAGGCUUUGCAUCCGACUGUAGCCUCAUGGCCCUUCGAUGCAUGGGGACUUGAUGUUGUUGGACCUCUUCCAAAGUCAUCAAAAGGACAAAUGUAUAUCUUGGCUGCCACUGACUAUUUCUCUAGAUGGGCUGAAGUUGUACCAUUAAAAGAGGUAAAGAAGGAAAAUGUUGUUGAUUUUAUCAAAUCAAACAUAAUUUUUAGAUAUGGCAUACCAAGAUGUAUAGUUACUGAUAAUGGAACACCCUUCAACAAUAAACUCAUGAGUAGCUUGUGCGAGAAGUUCAGUUUUAAGAAACAUAAGGCUUCAAUGUACAAUGCACCUGCCAAUGGUCUUGCUGAAGCUUUUAACAAGACAUUUGGUAACCUGUUGAAGAAAGUAGUUGCAAAGAAUAAAAGGGACUGA
Solanum stenotomum is the source of this 1746-nucleotide messenger RNA. RefSeq lists its product as uncharacterized. Gene Ontology annotation, biological process: DNA integration. The record is from RefSeq and is a predicted model, not a curated record. Gene Ontology annotation, molecular function: nucleic acid binding; RNA-DNA hybrid ribonuclease activity. Bases 1 to 1746 code for a protein of 581 amino acids. NCBI's taxonomy places the organism in Eukaryota, Viridiplantae, Streptophyta, Magnoliopsida, Solanales, Solanaceae. The transcript is spliced from 2 exons.